Molecule: messenger RNA, 1052 nt
Organism: Penaeus indicus
Lineage: Eukaryota; Metazoa; Arthropoda; Malacostraca; Decapoda; Penaeidae
Gene: mRpS17
Product: small ribosomal subunit protein uS17m-like
Exons: 5
Coding region: 90-590 (166 amino acids)
Biological process (GO): mitochondrial translation
Cellular component (GO): ribosome; mitochondrial small ribosomal subunit
Molecular function (GO): structural constituent of ribosome
Source: RefSeq, a predicted model, not a curated record
UUCCCCGCGAACGCCCGAGUGUCGUCUGUCCCCUUCAGGUCCUCCGUCGGCGUCCCUGAUUUCCUUCCUUUUAAGGCCUCCCGUGCACAAUGGCCAGCGCCGCAGCUCGCAGUUUCAUGCUGAUAGGGCAGUGCAUAGCCCACGAGACCAAGAACGCUGCGAAAGUCCGUGUGAAGAAAUUGCAGUUUGAUGAGAGGUUACACAUGUAUUUUCCAAAACACACCAACUUCUAUGCCCAUGACCCAGACAAGCAGUGCAAGGUUGGAGAUAUUGUGCUUAUCAAAGUAUUGCCUGAAAAAAUGACGAGAUUUAUUACACACUCCCUCGUCAAAGUUGUCUAUCCGUUUGGAGAUGUAACGGAUCCCAUUACUGGCAAGAAAUGUGUGGUUAGCAGUUACAGGGAGAACAUCGACAAACGUAACGAGAUGUUUGGCAUGGCGGAAGAAGGAGCCAGUAACUUUGAUUACGCAGAAGCACCAGAGAGAGGAUGGCAGGAGGGCAAGAAAGAUUUUACACACAAGGUUGGCUACAAGAAAUGGCACGAAUUUGAACCCGGCCAUCCACUCUAUAAUGAUCCUGUUGCUAGCUAGAUUGGCUGUAAUGAAAGUCCUUAAACUGCAACUUGUAUAUUUUGUAUUCAGAAAUUACAAAUGAAAUAUAUUGUGUAUCUUCUUCAAAGGCUGUAAAUACAGUGUGAUCAAGUUAUACUAAAAAAGAUCUAGAUGGUAUGCUCUCCUUGGUUAUAUUUUUUUCUGUUUUGAAAGAAGUUUGUACUAGAAUCAGUUCAAGUUAAUAUAAUGUGUACUAAUUAGCAAAUAACAGUUUAUCAAAAUGUAAAAAAUAAUUAUUUGAAUUACAUGAACACUUUUUUAACUUAGAAGAAACUGCAUUUUAUCUAGAUCUUUUACUGAUAUAAAAUAAUGUUACUGUAUUUAAGUAUUCAAUUUGAGUAGAUCACACAACAUUUCAUGAAGUUUUCAGAAUUGUAAAUAUUUUGUGCACAUUUAUAUGUUAAUGUAAGUGUUAAAAAUACACAUAAUUAUAUGUAACAA